UGCUAUUACUACUCACUCCCAUUUGACUCGAAUCCCGCAGCCCUGCAGCCCAACCAUCCAAUCAUCGCCGUUGUUGUUGAUGUUGCAUGCCCCCUGCCAUUCACUUCGUCUUCUUGCUCGCUGCAACCCAUCACGCGCACACCACACACACCCUCGCACGCGCACCCCCGCGGUCCCGAAUAUCCUCUCCCUCUCUCCCUCCCAUCUCCGCCCUAUUAUCCACCUUUUCGCCCCAUCCAUGCAUACUUGCGUUCUCCGACUUUUGCUUGCCCUAUAAGUUUCCGUCUACCGCCCGCUUCCUGCGUCUGUUGACGUCCUCCUUCAAUUGACUGACUGACUGACUGCCAAGUUGUGUGUGUCUGCUGCCUCCCUCCCAUCAUGGCCAUUGGCAACAUCUACCUCAUCUCCGCCAUCGCCGUUAUUGGCGGUGGUCUGUUUGGCUUCGACAUCAGUUCCAUGUCUGCCAUUCUCCCUAUCCAGCCGUACCGAUGCUACUUCAACCAGCAGGGCCGUGAUGCUAGAGGCAACUGUCUCGGUCCGCGCUCUGAUGUCCAGGGCGGAAUCACUGCCAGUAUGGCUGGUGGCUCGUGGCUUGGUGCCCUCGUCUCUGGUAUUCUGACCGACAAGGUCGGCCGUAAGAAGGCCAUCAUGAUCGGCUCCAUCAUCUGGAUCAUCGGCUCCGUCAUCUCCGCCGCCUCCCAAAACAUCGCCAUGCUCAUCGUCGGCCGCGUCAUCAACGGCUUCUGCGUCGGCAUCUGCUCCGCCCAAGUCCCCGUCUACAUCUCCGAGCUGUGCCCGCCCCGACUCCGAGGCCGCCUCGUCGGCGCCCAGCAAUGGGCCAUCACCUGGGGCAUCCUCAUCAUGUUCUACAUCUCCUACGGCUGCAGCUUCCUCAAGGGCAACGCCGCCUUCCGCAUCCCCUGGGGCCUCCAGGCCAUCCCCGCCGUCAUCCUCCUCGUCGGCAUGCUCUUCCUGCCCGAGUCCCCGCGCUGGCUCGCCCGCAAGGACCGCUGGGAAGAGUGCAAGAGCGUGCUCGUCCUCGUGCUGGGCAAAGGCGAUCCCCACAGCUCGCUUGUCGCGGAAGAAUACGCCGAGAUCCAGGCCUACUGCGAGUUUGAGCGCCAGAACGCAGACGUCUCCUGGAUGGAGCUCUUCCGGCCCGGCAUGCUCAACCGCACCCACAUCGGCGUCUUCACCCAGAUCUGGUCGCAGCUCACCGGCAUGAACGUCAUGAUGUACUACAUAACCUACGUCUUCACCAUGGCCGGCCUAACCGGCAACAACCUCCUCAUCUCCUCCUCCAUCCAAUACAUCAUCAACGUCCUCAUGACCAUCCCCGCCCUCCUCUUCGUCGACCGCCUCGGCCGCCGCCCCGUCCUCCUCGCCGGCGCCCUCCUAAUGGCAACCUGGCAAUUCGCAAAUGCGGGCCUCCUCGCCUCCUACGGCCACCCCGCCCCGCCAGGCGGCGUAGACGGCAUCCCCGAAGCAAGCUGGCAAAUCGCAGGCCCGCCCUCCAAAGCAGUCAUCGCAUGCACAUACCUCUUCGUCGCCUCCUUUGCCCCUACCUGGGGCCCCGUCUCGUGGAUCUACCCGCCCGAACUCUUCCCCCUGCGCGUCCGCGGCAAGGCAGUUGCGCUCGCGACGUCCGCGAAUUGGGCGUUCAAUUUCGCACUUGGAUACUUUGUCCCGCCCGCGUUUGUGAAUAUUCAGUGGAAGACGUAUCUUGUCUUUGGCGUGUUUUGUGUUGCGAUGUUUGUGCAUGUUUUCUUUUUGUUCCCCGAGACGGCCGGCAAGCCGCUUGAGGAGGUCGAGGAGAUGUUUCUUGAGGGUGUGCCGGCGUGGAAGACGGGGGUUGGGCUCAAGGGUGGGCAUAGUGGAAGGGCGGCGGCGAAGUUGGAGAAGUUGGGGAAGGUGGGCGGGGAUGGGCAUGGGGAUGGGGUGGAGAGUAGUCCGGAGAGGCUUGAGAGUGCGGCUGUGGGGAAGGUGUAAGGGAUUGGGUCGGUGGGUGGAUUGUGGAUUGUGGAUUGGAUUUGAGGGGAUUGGAAAUGACUUUUUGGGUGUGGAGAUACGGGUAUAGACUGUUUGUUUUACAUGCCAUGCCAUGCCAUGCCAUGCUAAGCUAGCUGUGCUAGCCACGCAUCUGAUAGACCAUAUCAACUCAUACACACACAUCAAGCCACCUCUGACCUGACAACCAUGACCAUGCCGUGCUAAUACAAUACAAUACACCAACCCUACUCUCCCUACCUACCCUAAUUGAACAAAACCGCACUCCCUUUCCGCCUUCCACCUAAUUGAUCAUCAAAACCAAACUGCCCCUAAUUACCUAUACACAUACCCCCUCUCCACACCACACAAGCCACACCUCCCCAUCCCCCUACCACAGCGCCCCAUCCCGAU
Molecule: messenger RNA, 2400 nt
Organism: Pseudovirgaria hyperparasitica
Lineage: Eukaryota; Fungi; Ascomycota; Dothideomycetes; Acrospermales; Acrospermaceae
Product: sugar transporter
Exons: 4
Coding region: 379-1989 (536 amino acids)
Biological process (GO): transmembrane transport; carbohydrate transport
Cellular component (GO): membrane
Molecular function (GO): carbohydrate:proton symporter activity
Source: RefSeq, a predicted model, not a curated record